AUGGCCGAACAAUUGAUCCUCAAGGGCACUCUCGAGGGCCACAAUGGCUGGGUCACCAGCUUGGCUACCUCCAUGGAGAACCCCAACAUGCUCCUGUCUGGCUCCCGAGACAAGACUCUGAUCAUCUGGAACCUCACCCGCGAUGAGACCCAAUACGGUUACCCCAAGCGAUCUCUUCACGGCCACUCUCACAUCGUCUCCGACUGUGUCAUCUCCUCCGAUGGCGCCUACGCUCUGUCUGCCUCUUGGGACAAGACCCUGCGUCUGUGGGAGCUCGCCACCGGCACCACCACCCGACGAUUCGUUGGCCACACCAACGACGUCCUCUCCGUCAGCUUCUCUGCCGACAACCGCCAGAUCGUCUCCGGCUCUCGCGACCGAACCAUCAAGCUCUGGAACACUCUCGGUGACUGCAAGUACACCAUCUCCGAGAAGGGCCACACCGAGUGGGUUUCUUGCGUCCGCUUCAGCCCCAACCCCCAGAACCCCGUCAUUGUCUCCAGCGGCUGGGACAAGCUCGUCAAGGUUUGGGAGCUCUCCACCUGCAAGCUCCAGACCGACCACAUCGGCCACACUGGCUACAUCAACACCGUCACCAUCUCUCCCGACGGUUCCCUCUGCGCCUCCGGUGGCAAGGACGGCACCACCAUGCUCUGGGACCUUAACGAGUCCAAGCACCUCUACUCCCUCAACGCCAACGACGAGAUCCACGCUCUCGUCUUCUCCCCCAACCGAUACUGGCUCUGCGCUGCCACUGCCAGCAGCAUCAUCAUCUUCGAUCUUGAGAAGAAGAGCAAGGUUGAUGAGCUCAAGCCCGAGUUCCCCGACACUGGCAAGAAGAGCCGGGAGCCCGAGUGUGUCAGCUUGGCCUGGUCUGCUGAUGGCCAGACUCUGUUCGCUGGUUACACUGACAACAUCAUCCGUGCCUGGGGUGUCAUGUCGAGGGCAUAA
Fusarium falciforme is the source of this 951-nucleotide messenger RNA. RefSeq lists its product as hypothetical. The record is from RefSeq and is a predicted model, not a curated record. Gene Ontology annotation, biological process: rescue of stalled cytosolic ribosome; positive regulation of protein phosphorylation. Gene Ontology annotation, cellular component: nucleus; cytosol. The coding region runs from base 1 to 951 and encodes 316 amino acids. NCBI's taxonomy places the organism in Eukaryota, Fungi, Ascomycota, Sordariomycetes, Hypocreales, Nectriaceae. Gene Ontology annotation, molecular function: translation regulator activity; protein kinase C binding; ribosome binding. The transcript is spliced from 5 exons.